Messenger RNA from Hyaena hyaena (striped hyena), 277 nucleotides. RefSeq names its product protein CEBPZOS-like. Bases 1 to 240 code for a protein of 79 amino acids. The transcript has a single exon. NCBI's taxonomy places the organism in Eukaryota, Metazoa, Chordata, Mammalia, Carnivora, Hyaenidae. The record is from RefSeq and is a predicted model, not a curated record.
AUGGCCCACACUAUGAAACCACUGGCAAAGACGUUUAAAGGAGUUUUAGUAGGUGAACUUGUGGAUAUUUUUGGAGCAUAUCUUUUGUUUAAUAAGAUGAACACAAGCCAAGCUUUCAGACAAACAACGAGCAAGACAUUUCCCUUCAUCUUGGAAGUUUAUUACAAAUCCAUUGAGCCUUCUGGAAUGUAUGGAGUCAGAGAGCAAGAUCAAGAAAAAUGGUUGAAUAGCAAAAAUUAGGACCAGUCAUCACAUUCAGCCUCCCAUCUAAGCUGUU